Ostreococcus lucimarinus CCE9901 is the source of this 1890-nucleotide messenger RNA. RefSeq lists its product with no specific name. NCBI's taxonomy places the organism in Eukaryota, Viridiplantae, Chlorophyta, Mamiellophyceae, Mamiellales, Bathycoccaceae. The record is from RefSeq and is a predicted model, not a curated record. The transcript has a single exon. Bases 1 to 1890 code for a protein of 629 amino acids.
AUGGAGCGAGCGAAUCGCGAGCGAGGGGUGUGGGUGGAUGUGAUUUGGUUCGCGCCGAACGCGGCGGCUGUCGGCGAUUUUAAACGCGGCGCGGCGUGGACGACGGGAAUGGUCGCGGCGUACGGCGUGUUUCGACGCGCGAAGGCGUGCUUCGGGACGUUCGCGCGGUGUCGCGUGGUGCUGUGCGGCGAGGGGGGGGGGUCGGAGAUGGCGCGAGCGGUGGCGGACGCCGCGGGGGCGUCGAUUUCAAACGUCGGCGACGACGAGACGGUGGAUUUGGGCGAGCGGUGGCGAGGAACGUUGGCGUUCGCGUCGUCGAGCGGGAAAGAUAGGGUAGAAAUUCACGGGUUACGCGCGACGCGUUUGCAGCCGCGAGCGAGCGCGGAUGAUGGGGAGGAGGAGACGAUGGAUGCGACGGCGACGACGAGCUCGGCGCCGAGACCGCCCGCGCCCGCGCCGCCUAGAGCGAGCGCGUUGCGCGUGGUGGAAAUUGUGCGCGCGCGCGACAUCCCGAGCGUGUACUUGAGCUCGACGUUAUCUCUGUGCGUGCGCAUGGACGACGUCCCGGAGUCGCGAGACGUGCGCGAGGCGUUGUUUUCGUCGUGGAGCGCGGCGUUCGCGGACGCGCCGACGCCAGGCGACGUCCCGGCGAUGGUAGUGAAGACUCAAUGGAUGAGCGGCACGGCGGCGCGGCGUCAGUACCGCGACGUGUCGAGCGACGGACAACUCGACGCUACGCCGAUGCUGCUCUAUCCCGUGCGCCGCGGUGCCGAUGGGUUAGAGUUUCAUCUUCGUGCGUUCGCGACGGUGCCCGAAUUGUUGCGGCGUCUCUCCGCGAGCGCGGGCGCGAGUGGGUUGAACAAAGUCAACGUCGCGAUGGACAACAUGAGCACACUCGCACGUCAAAACGCAUUAGACGAAGCGGAUCACGCGCUCGGUUUACUCAGCGCUCGACAGAGCGUCAAGCUCAAGGAUAUCGUGGAAGACGCAGACGUCGUCGAAGACGUGAACGAAGACGUGUACAAAGACGCCGAACCGAAUUUGGUACCGCUCGACGAAGCGAUCUCGCCCGAGAUCGGUGCCGUGAAGAGCUCGCAAAUCUUUUCCGCCGUCGCUGCGGCGUCGCGUGGGACCAGAUCGAGCGAAGGCGAUGCGUACGCCGCGUAUGCGCGGCGAUGGGAUCGCGGCGGCGAAGCGACGCGCGUCGGCAUUCGCGUCGAUCCCGGCGCGACGAAGGCUACGAAUACCGCCGCCUCGCACGCGUACGCGCUACGAUUCGACGAUAUCGCGGAUAGAUUGAUGGACGUGAACGAAUCCAGCGUGUCAAAUCCGACGUCUCGUCGUGUUGGCGAACAAGACGCCCUCGUCGAAGGGUUCCUCAUCGAGACGUUUUCGAAAUCAAUCGACGUCGCGAUGUCGCAAUUCGAUCAAAACGCCGCGGCGGCGACCAUUCUACCGAGAAUAGGUCGAUCGAACGUCGUCGAAGACGCCGAGGCGCGUGAGAAGUCGUUCCGUCAGCUCAUCAGCGAAACGGAUGAGGACGCGAGAGCGCAGCGUCGCGCCGAACGCAAGCGACAGAUCGAAGAACGCAGGGAGAAGACUUUCUUGGCGCUCGGUAUACGCAAACCUUCGACGGCGACGACGACAUCGUCCUCGAUCAUCGAGCGCGACGCCAUCGCGCGUCCGCGCGCGGCGGCGGCGGCGCAACAGUCGCAACGUCACCAGGCGCUCGCGUUCGACGCCGUCGCCGCCGACGCGCGAGAUCCGCUCAAGGAAAACCACGUCGCAAAAUCAUCGUCUAUUUCGUGUCCCGCGUGCGCGUGCGCGCUCAACCAUCCCGUAGGCGCCGUCGCGCUCAAGUUUUGUUACGAGUGCGGCGCGAAAUUGUAA